This is a messenger RNA of Arachis duranensis, 837 nucleotides long. Its product is annotated as 40S ribosomal protein S8. Gene Ontology annotation, cellular component: cytosolic small ribosomal subunit; ribosome. Lineage: Eukaryota; Viridiplantae; Streptophyta; Magnoliopsida; Fabales; Fabaceae. Gene Ontology annotation, molecular function: structural constituent of ribosome. Gene Ontology annotation, biological process: maturation of SSU-rRNA from tricistronic rRNA transcript (SSU-rRNA, 5.8S rRNA, LSU-rRNA); translation. The record is from RefSeq and is a predicted model, not a curated record.
GAUUCUAUGCACAAGAGGCGCGCCACUGGUGGCAAGAAGAAGGUUUGGAGGAAGAAGAGAAAGUAUGAGCUUGGAAGGCAACCAGCAAACACAAAGCUCUCCAGCAACAAAACUGUUAGGAGGAUCAGGGUUCGAGGUGGGAAUGUAAAAUGGCGUGCUUUGAGGCUUGACACUGGGAACUACUCUUGGGGUAGUGAAGCUGUGACUCGCAAAACGAGGAUUCUUGAUGUGGUGUAUAAUGCAUCCAACAAUGAACUUGUUCGAACUCAGACUUUGGUCAAGAGUGCCAUCGUCCAGGUUGAUGCUGCACCUUUCAAACAAUGGUAUCUCCAGCAUUAUGGUGUCGACAUUGGUCGCAAGAAGAAGGGUGCAACUUCUGGCAAGAAAGAAGGGGAGGAUGCUGAAACUGCAACCGAAGAAGUGAAGAAGAGUAACCAUGUCUUGAGAAAGUUGGAGAAGCGUAAACAAACCCGGGUGCUUGAUCCUCACAUUGAAGAACAAUUUGGAAGUGGUCGCCUCUUGGCUAGUAUCUCAUCCCGCCCCGGUCAAUGUGGUCGUGCUGAUGGAUAUAUAUUGGAGGGCAAAGAGCUUGAGUUCUACAUGAAGAAGCUUCAGAAAAAGAAGGGCAAGGGUGCUGCUUAAGAUGUUGUAUUUCCUCCUUUUUAGUUUUCUUUUAAUUAUCUUGUUGAAACUAUUACAUCUUAGACAAUCAAGGUGAUCAUUUUGCUAGAAUGUCUACUUUCUAUGGGUUGUUUUGGUAGUGAUGUUGGGUUGUAAACAAAACCCUGAACUUUGAACUGUUUAAUGAUAUUGAUAGUGAGUCCUAUUUAAAUUAAA